Homarus americanus (American lobster) is the source of this 3485-nucleotide messenger RNA. RefSeq names its product transcription factor GAGA-like. NCBI's taxonomy places the organism in Eukaryota, Metazoa, Arthropoda, Malacostraca, Decapoda, Nephropidae. The record is from RefSeq and is a predicted model, not a curated record. Gene Ontology annotation, biological process: regulation of transcription by RNA polymerase II. Gene Ontology annotation, cellular component: nucleus. The transcript has 10 exons. Gene Ontology annotation, molecular function: protein binding; DNA binding. Bases 88 to 1812 code for a protein of 574 amino acids.
GUUUUUAGUAGAGAGUCAGUUGUUGUGGUCGGCGUCAUUGUCACUCUCUGUCUCCUCGGCUGAACUUUUAUCUCCAUUGUCUGAAUCAUGAGGAAGAAGCGUUCAGGAGUGUGGCGGCACUUCCAGGAAGAGGGAGAUCGGAAGGUAUCGUGCCGGAUGUGCCGCAUGCAACUUACGAAGCACGGCAACACCUCCAUGAUGCUGCGUCACCUGAGGAGGAAACACCCAGAGAUGAUGGACGGUCUCUUUGACACGGAGGCGCCCACAGUCACUGAAGAGGAAUCGUGGCAGGCCGAGGAACAACCCCUGGGGAAAGAUCCGCAGCCCUAUCUUGGAUCAGUGAAACGGAAACGGUCAUUGGUGUGGCAACAUUUCCAAGAGAAAGGACGGGACCGAGUGAGUUGCCGACUGUGUCACGACGAGUUGGCCACUCAGCACGGGAACACCUCCUCAAUGCGUCGACACCUUCACGGCAAGCACCCACACAUAAAACUGUCCGCUUUAGAGGGUGACAGUCCAAGGAAGAUGAACCACUUACAUCUGCGGUCCAGCAAUACAGAGACGCGCUUCCUGUCGGUGUGUGAGCGCCUCCUGCAACACAACCACCUGACUGACUGCACUCUCAUGGCCGAGGGUCACUUCAUACAAGCUCACCGGCUGGUCCUCGCUACUUGCAGUGAGAGCUUCGAAGAGCUUUUUAAAACAAUGACACACCCGAACCCAAUCAUCGUUCUUCGUGACGUUACCUUACAAGAACUUCAGGGGCUUAUCAACUACAUGUACAAGGGUCAGAUACUUGUCAAGUCCAGGGAUCUCCCGGGACUGUUGAAAGCAGCAUCCCAACUGAAAAUAAAAGGUCUGAGUGAGGUGGGAUUGUCCAAAACUUGGCCAGAUGACUUACAUGUUCCUGAGGGCAGCUGGCAGCAGCAGGGGACCUCCACCACCACCACCAGGAAGGCAGGAAAGACCUACUUCCAGGAUGACCAGGAUAUGGAUGACCUGGAGGAGGAAUACUUCACUCCCCACCAAACUGAACACACAGCUCAAGGCCAGAGAACGACAUAUGAAAUGCCUAGUGAGGAAGUUGUUGAACCACAGAACAUGAGUCCACAUUGUCAUGAAGAUGUUCCAGAAGCCAAGACAAGAAUGAAGAAGGUACAGAUCAAGGUGGAACAUGAUACAGACGUUGAAGAGUCACACUUCCAGACCUCCCUUGAAAUUCCUUCUCCCAUAGACGCUCACGUACACCAGCAGCCAGAGGAACUCGACGCCGAGAUGAUAACGGCCCAAGAGGAAGGCGACCCAGUAGACCCACUCGUGACGUACGAGAUAAAUAACUGCGACGGCACCGCUCAAGUGACAGGCAGUGUAACUCACGGCCAGGGAGAUGACAACCCUCUAGCACAAAGAAGCAGUGAUCCAGUGAGGCAAGGCACACCCGGCACCUCCACAACUGUCCUGAAAGUGGGAGCCAGACAUCACACAUCUACACCACUACCCACUCUGGUUGCUCGUAGGGGUGUUGGGGCUACUGGUGGGAAAACCCAGAUUCGCAUCUCUACUGCCGGAACCUCUCGGGCGGCUCCACAACCCCUGCGGCUGAUGACUCUCUCCCCCUCUCGCAAAUUUUCAAAACGUGACCUUCUGGCUGCUGUAAAUCUGGUGCAGGAUGGGUGUCUAGGGGUCAAAGUAGCUUCCCAGACAGCCAACACAACGAUAUUCAGAAGCUGCAAAACACCUGACAACCCGGCCCUCGUGAAGCAGGAGUUGGAUUGUCCUCCAGAAAAAGUUAUCAAGAAAUCCCACGAGUAAGGCAGGUAACGAGGAAGGUCAGUGACGUGUAGGUUCUCUGCUCAUAGACAUAGGCAUUGUGGUCCUUCCUAGAAACAUCUCAACAAUGCUUCAGUCAACCCCAUGUUGUACUAAGGAGCUACAUUAUGAAGAGUUUUAUUCUUCACUGUAGAAACCUGAAUGUGUGCUCUCUUUGUUUUAUUAUGUUGAACUUAUAUUCCAUAUUAUAAACUGUAGUUGUAUUAACUAGAGUACAAAUUUAUGUACAGUCCUGUGUUUUUAUUCUUAUCAGAAAGUAUAGUGAUUUAAAAAUUUGUUACUAUUUGUAUUAGUAUAAUAUGCAAAAUACUGCACUUGUUUGUUUAUUUGAAUUAGUCCAGGUCAUCCUGUAAUUGUUAACAUUGUACAGUACAGCAAACUACUAUAGUCACUUUAUAUUGUGUCAACUUUAGUCAAGAAGAAGUGGUAGAUUUAUAAUUUGUGUUAACCUUCCUCUUAUACAAAUAAUAAUGCAGGCUCUUUUUCUGUUGCUACCAUUUUAAUUUUACACCUGAGUGCAUUUGUUAUGGCAGUGAGAGCAAGUGAGAGGAAAGAGAGUGUGUGUGUGUGUGUCUGUCCAUGUGUGCAUAGCUUAUGUAUCCACUGCAAUUUUCAUACAAUUAAUAAACAACUAUGUAUAUUAGUGGCCUCCACAUCAUGAGACAACUGUUCUGAUUUUGGUUUCCAACCUGAGUGAAAGAUUGUCUUCCCUGCUUGUACAGUCAGGGUAUCUACACCCAUCCAAUUGCCCUUCAUCAUGAUGGGCAAAGACCUCUUGUAGUAUGUGUGGGAGGGAAGGGGGGGGACCAUGUUUCAGUCUAUAUAUUAUAAAAUACAUAAAAUAACAGCUGUUGGUCAAGUGUUAAGGCUAUGGUAGUGCUUUUGCCUGACGUCAUGAAGGGAUUGAUCCAAUCUUCGAAAAUACUGGUAUACUACAUAGCCAAAUUUUGCAGUGGUAGCCAGCUUGGUGUGCUUUUCUGAAUGGAAUCGAUGAAUAACACAGACAACUGAACCGUCCGGGUAAUGUCUCCAAAUAGUGUUGUUCACUCUAUAGUUUUAAUUGUGUUCUUUUAAGCAUUAAUUAGAUCCCUAAUGAACAUUUUAUGUACACACACUCCAAAAAGUAUCUUUACAGAGGCUCCAUAUCUGUUGUGUCGUAUUGCCUAACACAAAAUCAUUAAGAUACUUUUUGUACCAUGUGUGCCUGACCAGGUUAUAAAGACUAUGAGAAGGAAGUGUUUGGUUGACUGCCAUUCUAUUAUAUCACAGCAGCUAUGAAUAAAUUGGUGUAAUUUAUUAUAUUUCCCUAUUACAGUAAGGUCUUGCUUAAUGAUUGUCACUUGCUCCUGAAAAUGUGCUCAUUAGGUGAAUUUUCACUCGGCAGGAACUAUCAGGUAUUUGGUUUAUUAAAUCAAAUACUACUAAGUAGUACCUCUCAUUGAAUUUUUAUACCUUGAAACAUUACAAUUGCUAAAUAAACUUGAUUCUCAUUCAUCGGUCACUCGAGUUGAGCCUUAUUGUAGUUAAAGUCAUAUAAGCCAAUUAUUUAACUUAAAAAUAAGUAUUCUAAUGUGAGUUAACGAAAGAUUUAUACGUAAUUUAGCAAUACAUCUAUGUACUGUAUUUGUAUGUUCAGUUGUAAUUGAAAAUGAAAA